Molecule: messenger RNA, 1954 nt
Organism: Cyclopterus lumpus (lumpfish)
Lineage: Eukaryota; Metazoa; Chordata; Actinopteri; Perciformes; Cyclopteridae
Product: polyhomeotic-like protein 2
Exons: 7
Coding region: 378-1169 (263 amino acids)
Cellular component (GO): nucleus; PRC1 complex
Molecular function (GO): zinc ion binding; protein binding
Source: RefSeq, a predicted model, not a curated record
AACGACACGCGCACGCGACCAGAGGCUUGUUGUGUCUGCUGCUCGAAUAAGGAGAAAGCUGAAACAGUGAGGAUAUGAAACAGAACUAACUCUUCCUCGUGGAAGUGGACCCGCGGCUCGGUGAGCUGCUCGAACCCCGGCAGCGGGACCCGUGGCGGGCCGGCUCCUCGCCGUGUGGCGGAGGGAGUGAAGCGUUGUUGGGGAGCCGUUAAACAAAGAGCCGCUCUCCCCUCUAACGGGACCAUUGUUACCGAGCGGACCCACCGGAGGCGGCCCGUCGGGACAAUAGCCGGUGGAGGCCUGGUCCCAGGUCCUCGGCUUCACCAGUUUGCCCAGCUGCUUGUGUUGACAGGUGAGGGGCGGCCUGUGCUCCAGUCAUGACCUCUGGGAAUGGGAACAGCAGCCAACACAAUGGAGAGAGCAAACCUGCCCAGGCCCUAGUCGAGUCCCACAUCCUCACCCAUCUGAUCGAAGGCUUCGUUAUCCAGGAGGGGGCUGAGCCUUUCCCUGUGGAACGUCCAUCUUUCUCCAUCGAGAGCCUCAGGAGACACACUGCAGACUCAAAGAUGGACGGCCUCUCAGCAAAGGAGCUCAAGGCCCAGAAGGAGCCCAUGCUGACCUGUGAGCUGUGUGGGAAGGUGGACUUUGCCUAUGUCUUCAAAAGGUCCAAGAGGUUCUGUUCUACAGUGUGCGCUAAACGCUACAAUGUGGGCUGCACAAAGAGGAUGGGUCUCUUCCCAAACCGCCAAACCACCCUGGAGAACAUGAAGAAACAAAGGGCACUGAAUGGAAACCACAAAGACGGCACUUUAGAGUGUAAAAAGAAGAAGCCUGCUGCUGCUCUGUCCACCGGCCACUACCCUGCACAGGGAGAGUCCAGCCAAUGCUCAGAUUUGUCCGGCUACGAAAGACCCCCGUCCCCGCUGUCGGCCUCCCAGCCCCACAGCUUCCUGCCCAGUGACCCCGGCCAGUGGAACAUUGAGGACGUCUACGAGUUCAUCUCCUCUCUGCCAGGUUGUCUGGAGAUUGCGGAGGAGUUCCGCUGUCAGGAGAUCGAUGGACAGGCCCUGCUGCUGCUGAAGGAGGACCAUCUCAUGGGAACCAUGAACAUCAAACUGGGCCCUGCACUCAAGAUCUUUGCACAGAUUAGCACGCUCAAAGACUCGUAGCACAGUGCAUCAUCCACUGACAGGAGCUACCUGCCCAUCAGGACUCUAUCUAACACAGGACCAAGGAGGUGAAGUGUCUCGCUCAAGGACACAUCGACAUGGGCUAGCGGAGCCGGGGAUCGAACCGCCGAUCCUCUGAUUGAAGGACGAUCCUGCUCACCACUGAGACACAGUUGCCCUUAAGUCAAAGUCAAAGUCAGCUUUAUUGUCAUUUCUUUCAUGUGUGCAAACAUACAAAAGAUCUGAAAUGAUGUUUCUCUCUUGAUAGUAGUGAUGAUAUUAAUAAUAAUAAAGUGCAUAACAGAUAACAACAACAAAGAACAUGUAGACAACAUAGAAGUUAAGAUACUAUAAAAACUAUGAGACUUUACAUGUGUAUUUUAGCAGCAGUCGGACAUGGAGUUGUAGCAGCAUCAUUUCGACAUAUGUGUCUAAAAGAGGAGGAGAGUGGGGAGAGAGUUCAGCUUCCUGACAGCCAUUACAAACUCAGUGGAUCGUAGCAAUAUUUGAUGACUAAAGGAACAGUCCUACACAGAGCUCUUCCAAGGCCUCUUUCAUUACAGUCGACACAAAGCUUGAACAACAAGAGAAGGGGAGGAGGGAAAGUAGCGAAGGGAGACGUUAGGCCGUUAUUGGAAAACAACUCAAACUAAAACCUGGCCGACGAUGAUGAAGCGCUAGUUUAGCAGUAAUUAGUUUGUGCCAAUUGGUCCGACCUUUCAACCAGAUGUUGACAGAUAAAGCUCCGGCUAGUCCUGAAUAAAAUGAUGAACUUCUCCAGCUUU